Molecule: messenger RNA, 2038 nt
Organism: Astyanax mexicanus (Mexican tetra)
Lineage: Eukaryota; Metazoa; Chordata; Actinopteri; Characiformes; Acestrorhamphidae
Gene: hddc2
Product: HD domain containing 2
Exons: 6
Coding region: 61-669 (202 amino acids)
Cellular component (GO): cytoplasm
Molecular function (GO): 5'-deoxynucleotidase activity
Source: RefSeq, a predicted model, not a curated record
GUAUCCGGGCUGACAGGGGGCGCUGCAGUUUAUUGUGUGUGAAUCUGUUGGGGGAGAAGCAUGGAGAACAUGCUGCAGUUCAUGAAACUAGUAGGACAGCUAAAGCGCGUGCCACGCACCGGCUGGGUGUACAGGAACGUGCAGCAUCCAGAGAGCGUCUCGGAUCACAUGUACAGAAUGGCCAUGAUGGCAUUAACAGUGCAGGACACUAGUGUUAACAGAGACAGGUGCGUGAAGAUUGCUUUAGUCCACGACUUGGCUGAAAGUAUUGUGGGGGACAUUGCUCCAGCUGACAAAAUUAGCAAGGCUGAGAAACACAGACGGGAAAAGGAGGCGAUGGAUCACAUCACUGGUCUGUUGCGUGAGGAUCUGCGUAAAGAACUGUACCAGCUGUGGGAGGAGUACGAGACCCAGUCCAGUCCUGAAGCCAGACUGGUAAAGGAGUUUGAUCAACUAGAAAUGAUUCUACAAGCACACGAAUAUGAGGAGCUUGAGGGAAAACCAGGCAGACUGCAGGAAUUCUUUGACUCAACUCAAGGACGGUUUCAUCACCCAGAUGUGUUGGCGCUUGUAAAGAGUCUGAAUGAGGAGAGAGCUCAACACAUGGCCAAAGCAGAAGAAUCCAGCUCAAAGAAUAAUGGUGAUCAAAAAAGCUCAAGCUCAUCAUGACCCUUUACCUGUGAAAACUUUUUAUAACGGCUGUAUGAAAGUUAGUAUGUCCUCGUCACUGAUGAUUUGUAUUUUAAAAAAUCACCAGUGAUUAACCACAAAGAACUAAUACCAUUUCUGUAUACUGUCCUAUGCAUAUCUCUGGGCACUCCAGGUCAAUUUACUCUGAUUUGUUUUGAUUUUUUUUUUUAGUAAAAUAAGUGAACAAACCCCUAGAGGAAACUUCAAUAUGGUAAUUUUUACACAAAGUUAAGGAGCAAUUUCUUUUUAUUUAUUGAAUUAAACAGGUUAGAAAAAAAAUUUACAUAGCGUAAACUGUCUGGAAAAAAAGUAUUUUGACGACUUUUUACUAUUCAUUACUAUUUUUUCUAAACUGUGUAUUUAAAAAGAGUUUAUCCUACUUUUGUUGGAGCAACAUUUGUUUUUUCUGUGAAGACUUUCUAUUGAUUUUGGCGCAUUGCUGUGAGGAUUUGAUUGCAUUAAUUAAUUAAUCGGCAAGAUUUCUAGUUAUGUCAAAAUGUUUGCUGAUCAACUCCCCAACUAAUUCCCAGAAGUAUUAGAAGGGGCAUCAAUAUUUCAGAUUACGGCUUCUGACUGCUGUUCUCUUCUGUACACUUCAAUUUGUAUCAUCUCUUUUUUUUUUAGAAGUGGACAAGCUGAGUGUGUGAACAUUUGCACAUUUUAGUCAGUAAAGGGUGCAAAUACACUAUAACUUGUGUAAAUGCACAUUUCACAUGGUAUUUGUGUGUUAAAAUGUGCAUACAUAGGUUUUUAACUUAUUUUCCUUUUAGGAGAAAAGAAAAACUUCUGUUUCAGGAAAAAUGUCUAACAUGUUUCUGUAAGACUGUUUAUUUCCACAUGUUCUGAACAUUUCAUUUGAAUCAGGUCUUUGUAACGGUUGUUUUGAAAUGGUGUUCAAGUGUUUGAAACGUAUGUUUAAUACAAUAUAUUGGUAAUACAAUAUAAUUGUUUUGUUGUUUGUUGACCUUUAUACAGAAGAGGUAUCUACCUCAACGUUUUAUUAUUUGUUUCCAGACAAUGUGCUAAAAUGCAAGUCAUGUGUUUUUUGGUGAAUCCCACUGCUAUGUUUGGUAACUGAUGACACAUUCUUUUUUAUGUUGCCCUAGCAUUUUUUUAAUUUUUGAGUAAUUGUGCAUACCAGUUAUCUCUUUUUAAUUUAGUUUUCUUGUUUCUAGGCUUAGUUUAAACAAUUUUGAUAAAUAGCUAGUUAUUGAACUCUAACUGUACUGUAUAAACUACACGUCUGUUCAUAGAAGGUAAACAAGCGAGCAUUUCACAGUUUGUAUAAACAAAGCAAUAAAACCAUAAAUAAAUAUAAGAUUAUGUUACCACAAUCCUUCAAAUUGAA